AUCGACCUUUGCCCCUUUAAUCAGCUGAUGAGGAGAAGGUGGUGUGCUCUCGUGAAUAACAUGACGAGCGUCACCCAAUCAGCGGAACGCGAAGAUCGUGUGAUCACUUUGCUGCCUAGUACACAGCUACAGUUACUGUGAGGAAUCAUCUUUCGUUGAGGCAAGGAAAAGAACAACUUUGCACAAGUUUAACAGCUAAACAUCAUUUCCAAGGAUCACAUUAAGUCAGGGAAGAAAAGAUACCUUCAUUUCGUCACCUUGUUCAAGAGAAACUGAGGCAACAAGGUGAAAAUGUCACUGUCGGUGACUGAGUUGUUGUACGGCUCUUUCCUCGAUCUGCAGCUCCUCAAUCCUGCCUCUCUCAUGCUGGCAACAGCAACGGCCGUUACCUCCCUCAUAUACUUUAUGUGCCCGCGUUUGUUGGUGCAGAUGUAUUUCAGGGUGGCUGUAAUGUGGAGUGGAAUGCGCCUGAAAAGAGUAAUAGACAACAAAGGCUUCACUUUUUUCUAUGGUGAGAGAGGGCACCCCAAGCCAGGUCAAACCAGCAUGCUUCUGCUUCAUGGUUUUUCAGCUGAUCACUUUAUGUGGGCAUCUAUCGUACAGUAUUUGCCAUCUGAAAUCCAUGUCAUUGCCCUCGACUUACCUGGGCAUGGCUUCACUUCUGAUCCACUUGAAGGGGACGACAUUGGCUUCAAGGGACAGCUUCAGCGGAUAAAGCAGUUUCUAGAUCUUGUUGGAAUAGACAAGUGCCAUGUUACUGGUGUGUCAAUGGGGAACCCUAGCCGCCUAUUUGCUGCUAGUUUCCAAGAUCGUGUCUCUGCUGUGACCAUGUGCUGUCCUAGCAUGAAAACACCGGAAGAUGGACAACUGAUUGCUUUGUAUCGAGCUGCUACGGCCAGGGGAAUAAGUUUGACCCUGGAUACUUGUCCCCUCUUGCCACAGACUGCAGCUGAUCUUCAAGCGAUGCUGCGAGUUGUAUGCUACUAUCAUUCUUUUGUCCCAUCCCAGAUUCUGAAAGGAGCUGUAGAACUAAGGAAAGAGCGAAACAACUUCUACCUGCAGUUGCUUCAUAAACUUCUUUUAGAGGAGAGUCGUUCAGCUCUGGAGAACCAGCUCGACAAAAUUAUCUGUCCUUCUCAGGUUGUAGUACAUGUGUCUGGUGCUGAGGUUGCUGCAGAAGAAAGUCCCAACUACAUCAUGCCAGUCUUAUACCAUGCUGUGGACAUGCUAUCAACAAUGAUCAGCCUAGGCACUUUGCUAAAGUCGUAUCAACAAUUCUGGAUGGAAGCUGCAAAAUAA
Messenger RNA from Pomacea canaliculata, 1299 nucleotides. RefSeq names its product monoacylglycerol lipase abhd6-A-like. The record is from RefSeq and is a predicted model, not a curated record. The transcript has 10 exons. Bases 292 to 1299 code for a protein of 335 amino acids. NCBI's taxonomy places the organism in Eukaryota, Metazoa, Mollusca, Gastropoda, Architaenioglossa, Ampullariidae.